AUGGCGAGACGUCGAACGCGGCCAACCACACCAGCGAACAGCCGCUUGGUUCUGCCACGAACUACGCCGACAUGUCCACCGAAGUCCUCCAUCUUCUCUUGGCCCAGCGAAACCUCUCUCUUUCUGGUUCGCGUGACGUUCUUUUACGCCGCCUUGCUGAUCACGACAGAACGGCAAUAUUCUCCAGCCUUAACACCAGCUCUACCACCACGUGAUCCGACUCCCAGUACGCCUCAAUUUUCCGCUGAAUCUCUCCGCUCGUUGGCAGUUAACCUCGCACCGUUGCUCCGCGACGUUUUGGCCCGCGACACGCCACCAUCGCCUCAACCACCGCUUCCACAACCAUCGCCAGCAGCGAGCCUUAUCGCGCAGUCCGCGCCAACACCCUCUUUCGAUCUGGGUAAUCCUUCCAGCGUUGCCACUUUAAUCUCGUCUUCGCCAGUUUACUCGUCAUCCACCUCAUUACCGUCAGAGACUCCCAGUCUGCCUAAGAAAGUCGAGGAACAGAUCGUUAACGGUCCGAAGGCGGCCGGUCAAGCAAUUUCCCCAACCGAGGAUUCUGCCGCAAUUUUAACGGGGGCCUCCCGUGCUCAGCAAACCCAUGUUCCUUCGAACAUCGGUGUAAUCGAUCCGGCUGUGGCGGACGGCAUGCGGCAUAUGAACACGCUGACACCAGCUCUGCGAGAACUGAUGACACUCCGCGUCGCAGAAAACACAAGUAAAGAGUUUGUUGAUAGAUUAAAACCAGUUACACCAAUUAACGUUAAUCUCCUGGAGUCCAUGCUAACUAACCACCCAGAUCGCGAAUUUGUUGUUGCCCUCUGUUCGGGUUUAAGGGCGGGUUUUAAAAUUGGGUAUAAGGGGCCCCGUCACCCCUUCGUUUCACCUAAUCUUAAAACGGCCCUUAUGUCGCCGGAAAUAGUGGAUGAAAACCUGCUCAACGAAGUCAAACAAGGCCACACAGUUGGCCCCUUCACUAGCCCUCCAUUUACAAACUUCCAAGUCUACCCCUUGGGCCUUGUCCCUAAGAAGAACUCAUCCAAAUGGAGAACCAUUUUUCACCUUUCCUAUCCAAAAUCAUCAACCACUAGCGUUAAUGCUAAUAUUUCAUCCGAAGAUUACUCUUUACAGUACGUCCGAAUUGACGACGCUAUGAGAAUCCUUCUUGAACUAGGCCCGAACUGUUUCAUGGCCAAAACCGAUGUUCAAUCCGCGUUCCGUAAUAUCCCAGUUCACCCCGAUGACUGGGAACUCCUAGGCAUGAAAUGGCGGGGACUGUAUUUUUUCGAUCGUGUUCUUCCCUUCGGCCUUCGCAGUGCACCAUGGACCGCUUCAAACAAUUAG
Molecule: messenger RNA, 1344 nt
Organism: Dendronephthya gigantea
Lineage: Eukaryota; Metazoa; Cnidaria; Anthozoa; Malacalcyonacea; Nephtheidae
Exons: 3
Coding region: 1-1344 (447 amino acids)
Source: RefSeq, a predicted model, not a curated record